AUGUACUUUAUGUCCCACAAGGCCGAUGAUGUCAGGACGCUGACAAACAUGUUCGUGGAGAAGCCUUACUACUACAACCGGUUCAGUAAGAUGUGGCUCGGGCAGGGCCUGCUCACGGGACCUGGGCACAUAUGGAAGCGCAACGUCAAGAACCUGUCAGCCACAUUCGCCGGCUCCGUGAUCGAGGGGUUCCAGGACAUCUUCAACCGACAGGCUGCGAAGCUGACAGCCAACCUGAAGAAGGAGAUAGGGCAGCCACCGUUCGACCCGCUGCAUAAGUACUUCGCUUAUGCUACCUUGGAGACGAUUUGUCAAACAGCUCUGGGCGUGACUCCACUAUCCGACAGCAUCGUGACUCCGGAGUACUAUCACGCGUUCAACCGGAACCUGCAGCUGAUCGUGGACCGAGCCUUCAACAUCUUCACUCACCCCGACUUCCUGUACCGCCUCACCCCGGGCUACAGGGAGAUGAAGAAGAACUGCGCUAUACUACACAAUGUGUCUAGGACGGUCAUAGAGUUAAGAAGGAAAGAAUACGAAGAAAAGAAAAAGAAGGAGCUUACUAACGAACCAGACGCCAUAAAAUCCAAGUUCCGUCCGUUCCUGGACAUCAUAAUGGAGCUGAGCGACACGGACCCACUCCUCACUGACGAGCAGAUCCGCAACGAGGUGGACACGGUGAUCCUGGGCGGGCAGGAGACCUCCGCUACCACCAUGCUCUUCACCCUCCUGGCUCUUGGCAGCAACAUGGACGUGCAGGAGAAACUCUAUCAGGAGAUAAAAGAGAUAUUCGGGGACAGCAAGCGUCCGGUGCAGAAGGAGGACCUGGCGCGGCUGAAGUACUGCGAGGCCGUCAUCUACGAGAGCCUGCGCCUGUUCCCGCCCGUGCCCGCCGCCAUGCGGGUCAUAGAGACUGACACGGAAUUAGACGGCGUGACCAUCCCCGCGGGCGCCAUGUUCGUGCUGAACGUGCUGGGCGCGGGGCGCUCCUUCGCGGCGUACGGCCCCGACGCCCGGAAGUUCCGCCCCGAGCGCUGGCUGGACGGGCCGCCUAUCAACCCGGCCAGCUUCCUCGCCUUCAGCUAUGGGAGACGAGCUUGUAUUGGCAAGCGUUACGCCCUGACGUUCCUCAAGACGCUGCUCACCCACAUCAUCAGGGACCUGAAGAUCCACUCCUGCUACGAGGACCUGCGCCUGGAGUUCAGCAUCUCGCUGCGAGCUUCGCACGGGAACCUCAUCACUGUGGAGGCCAGGAGUUGAAGAGAUGUGAUGCGAUGUUUUGUUCGGCAGACGGUGGCGGAGGAGUUGAAGAGAUGCGAUGCUUGUUCAGCGGACAUCGGCCGACGAUGACGGAUUUGAAGUUGAUACUAUCUUCUGAUUUAAUUAAUCCUAUUAAUAUAAGUACCUAGCUAUUAGUUAUGUUGGUAAAAAUAUGGACUUACUAAUAUUAUUUAAAUUAUUUUUAAUAAAGUGCCUAUAUCUGUAAGUUCCUUGAUACACUAUAAGUACUAUUGAUUGAUGCACAAAGGGUGCCUAGAAUAAACUUUUAA
This is a messenger RNA of Plutella xylostella (diamondback moth), 1550 nucleotides long. Lineage: Eukaryota; Metazoa; Arthropoda; Insecta; Lepidoptera; Plutellidae. The record is from RefSeq and is a predicted model, not a curated record.